ACAAUAUUCAUGAAUUUAAAUUUAGCGUAAUUUUAAAAUUUAGAGAAACUAAACUAAUGAUCCAACUUUCUAUUUAAGUGAACUAACUGUGGGUACAGAAAAAUGGUUCAUUGUGCCGUUGAAAGGUGUAAAAACAAUUCAGUUAAAAUAAAAAAGGACAUAGACGGCAUUACUUUUCACAGAUUUCCUUGUGAUCCUGAUAGAAAACGUCAGUGGGAGAUAUCUUUGAACCGAGAUAAGAAAUGGUCGGCAACACCAUCUAGUGUGGUCUGCUCUGAACAUUUUAAUGCCCAGGACUUCUACUUGACAGAGAGUGGACUACGGAGACUGUGCAUAGCUGCUGUACCUACUAUUAAUAUAUCUAUAUGUCAGACUCCAACACCAACAAUAUCCAACACACCAAUAGUGGACAUAAAACCUACAGACACUGAAGAAGUUGUUAGAUUAAAACUCAAAGUGCGCAGGUUAGAAGUUAUUGCAGACAAUAGAAAGAGGAGACUCAUUCACAUGUGGCAAGGGAAAAAGAGAAUGAAAAAGAAAAUUCAGUAUAUGAAGAGUAUAAUCAAAGAUUUAAUUAGAUAUAAACAGGAUGAAUUGAGGGAAGGUGAUAAUUUAUUGUAGCUUUGUAAUAUAGUUAGAAUCACAGUUUAUUGCUGUUUAGUCAAAAUCAAGAUCUCAACACCAUAAUGCCAGGCCAUUUUGGGAUAAUGUCAGGGUAAAAAGUCCAGGCUGCUUGACUUUUUCCGACUCGACAAUUAUUGUUGUAUUUAAACUAAACAAUACCAUGACAUUUUAUAUACUUGAACCUGCCUUAUGAAUCACCCUAUAUAUUGCUGAAAACUAUAUCAAAAUCUGUUCAUUCUGUAUUGUAGUCUUUGAAUUUAUCGCGACCAGACAGACAGUCCUGGCUGAUGACUGACAACUGAUUAUUGCAGCUGUUUUGUGUAAUAUAAAUCUAUGUUGUACAUUAGUGUACACGAAAUUUUCAACGAUAAAACAAAGGAAGGUUCUCAAUUCAAUGUGUAUAUUUUUAUGUAUGAACACGCAUAACUUUUUACUGAGUAAAUAGAUUUAGAUAAUUCUUUUUU
Molecule: messenger RNA, 1088 nt
Organism: Bicyclus anynana (squinting bush brown)
Lineage: Eukaryota; Metazoa; Arthropoda; Insecta; Lepidoptera; Nymphalidae
Product: THAP domain-containing protein 5
Exons: 3
Coding region: 103-621 (172 amino acids)
Molecular function (GO): sequence-specific DNA binding
Source: RefSeq, a predicted model, not a curated record